UUGGGGGUGUUGUACUUAUGUCCGCCUUCUCGUCAUAUUACAACCUGUAUCUGGCCUGGCCCAUCUACUACAUGGUGAAAUCCUGCUCCAGCGUCCUGCCCUGGACAACCUGUGGCAACAGCUGGAACACCGGCCUGUGUGUGGAAACUGUGACUACAGCAUACACAACUAAUGUGACGGCUCUGUCAGACAAUGCAUCCGAUACAAUCACAACAGCUGAGUUGUGGGAAAAUGUGACUUUGGCUCACACACCAGCAGAGGAAUUUUGGCAGUACAAUGUACAGAGUGUCUCGUCCGGAUUAGAGGAUGUCGGGGGUGUGCAGUGGCACAUAGUCGGAUGUCUGUUUGGGUCAAUUGCUAUCGUCUUCCUGUGUCUUGUCCGUGGGGUCAAGUCUUCAGGCAAAUUUUGGCGGGAGACGGCGCCACCUGUCUCCCAGCCCCUCACACUCUCCUUCUUCGCCCUAGUGGACGACGACAUACUACCAUCCAGUGACCUGCCGGAGGCGUCUUCGGAAGAUGGGCGUGGGGUGAAGUCCGCCAUUACGUCGAAGAAAAGAUCUUCUACGUCGGACAACUCCUCAACCCAUACGAAGAAGAAGAAGAGGUCAUCUUCGUCGCAGAAAAAGCCAUAUACUACUAGGGCUUCAACGAGAUCUACUGGGGUCUCAUCGCAGACUACUAGAACGUUCUCGACCGAGAUCGUCCCGAUGGAAGAAAUAGGCUUAUAUGAAGAAACGCCUAUCCCCAUCCCAGAGAUUCUGCAUAAGAAGAAGACGCAGGCCUCAGCAAAGGUAACGUCAGCAACAUUAUCAACGCAGUCUGAGUUACCCUCUACACUGGCAGCAGGUACCCAUGAGGUACAGCGAUCCCUGGACCAUAUCGCUACCCUAUCAGAUGUGUCAUCUCUACAAUCAUCGCAGACAUUCAACCCCGGGACCUUCAUAGAGCAAUUCUCCCAACAGAUGAUGGUCCUGAUGGAGAAGCGCUUCGCGCAGGAAAGGACCUUGCAUGAUGGUCAGGCCACCUACAUCACAGAGGAAGAAGCUUACACCUCCAAGAAGAUACAGAGAGACGUCUCAGGACUCAGACCUUCAACUAGAUCUCUCACCUGCGCGAAAGUCGUUGUGUAUGUGACCGCGCUUCUGCCGUACGUUCUUCUCAUCUCCAUCUUCAUAGUGACGCUGUUUCAACCAGGUGCUCUUGAUGGAAUAAUUUUCUACGUCGUACCUGACUUCGCAAAACUACUCGACUUACAGGUAUGGAUAGAAGCGUGUCUGCAGGUGUUCUACUCGCUUGGACCUGGCUACGGGUCAGUUGGAACAGCAGCAAGCUACAAAACGUUCCGUCGACCAUGUCUCAGAGAUUGCUUGAUAUUGUCCAUAAUAUCAGAGGGAACCAGCAUCUUUUCUGGCCUGGUAACAUUUGCUGUUCUCGGGUCGAUGGCACAGAAAAUUGGUGUUCCUAUUGCAAAGGUAGUUUCAACAGGUCCAGGUUUAGGAUUUGUAACGUAUCCAGAAGCUCUGGCCCAACUUCCUCUUCCUCAGCUGUGGUCGUUCUUGUUCUUUCUGAUGUUGCUGAUGGUUGGUUUGGAUUCGCAGUUCCUGGGGAUGGAAGUAGUCAUAACUGCUCUGGUAGAUGAGUAUCCACGGCAGCUAGGAAAGAGGAGGCUGCUUGUAACAGGAGGAUGUUGCCUGAUACUCUUUCUUUUUGGAAUCGUCUUCUGCACGCAGGGAGGCCCGUACAUGUUCCAGCUGGUAGACUGGUAUGUAGCUUCGCUGGGACCUAUGGUGUUUUGCACACUGGAGUGUGUUGCCGUCAUGUGGAUAUAUGGGGCAAAACGAUUCAGCAGUGACGUGGAGAUGAUGACUGGAAAACAUCUUUCACCGGCAGUUAAGGUUCUCUUGGCGUUUGUUACUCCGGCAAUCUUGUUGAUAGUUUUCACCCUUACAACUAUCAGCUACCAGGCACCGACCUAUGGCAAGUACGUGUUUCCCAGCUAUGCCAAUAUAAUCGGUUGGUGUUUCGCCGUGAUGCCUCUUCUCCCUCUACCGGUCGUCAUGAUCAUUACUGUCAGAAAACAUAGGGCGACGGGUUCUCUGAAGAAGAGUGUGAAACUGGCCUUGCAGCCUGAUAAGGAUUGGUGCCCUGCAAAUGCCAACUACAAGGAGGCCCACAUGAUAAAUCAACAGACACAAAGACACACCUUCAAGGACAACAUCUGUGACGUGUUUAAGUAACCGGCCAUGAAAGUUCUAACCUAAAAGCAUAUUAGUCCACUAGGUAGUUCAUUAGACCUCACACCAUAUAGAUAGUUUACAUCCCGUCGAUCUACAGGUCUGUUAUACCUACAUACGUUUAUAACUAAUUGUUCAUGUAAGUAUGUGUGUGUGUGUUCGUGCGAUUUAUUGGAAGCACAAACUUAUUCAAGUUAUUAAUCUGACAUUGUAUUCUUUAGUAUUAUUGAUUAAAAAAUGAAUGAUCUCCUUUAUAACAGGAAUACUGAUAGGUUACCUGUGUGAGAAAUUUAAUUUACUUAAGUUUGUAGUUGACAUUAGUGUUGAAUCCGAUAUAUCCCUUUAUUCUUGCUAAAACAUACACGCAUUUUAUAAUUGAGAUAUACUGGUGGAAUCCGAUAUCAAGACUUCAAGAUAACAAUAACUAUCGGGCCCGUUUUUACGAGAUCGAAACAUUGACUGAUAGACGGACAUUGAUAUCCACAGGUGUCCAGUAGAGUGACUGUGGCAUGUCUUAAAGUUUACAUUACAACAGGUAAAUAAAUCAAGUAAUCAAACUGUUAUAACAUAUUCUACCAUGACUUCAGUAAAAUUAAUACUGGAUUGUGAUUGGUUAAUUAAAGUCCUCCAGAGGUA
Haliotis rubra (blacklip abalone) is the source of this 2870-nucleotide messenger RNA. RefSeq names its product sodium- and chloride-dependent betaine transporter-like. Gene Ontology annotation, biological process: sodium ion transmembrane transport. Lineage: Eukaryota; Metazoa; Mollusca; Gastropoda; Lepetellida; Haliotidae. Gene Ontology annotation, molecular function: L-amino acid transmembrane transporter activity. The coding region runs from base 18 to 2237 and encodes 739 amino acids. The record is from RefSeq and is a predicted model, not a curated record. Gene Ontology annotation, cellular component: membrane. The transcript has 14 exons.